AUGUCAGUAGUACUAUAUAAUUUAAUCAAUAUUCUUUUCGCAACAGUAUUAUUAGGUCACAUAUGUCAAAUAAAAUGUGAUUCCUUCCCACCGGGAUUCGAUGCGCAAGAAGAACGAAAUAAAGAAAAUGCACAAGGAUUGAAACAUACAAUUCACACAUUGAAAGGACGCUACAAUGAACAAGCUCACAGGUAUACGAAAUGCGGAAGUUCUUUUGAUAACACAAAUUCGCAUAUUGAAAAACUUAGUAAACCUCAAGAAACGGAGGAUCGAUCGCCUUACGAUGUUGGGGAAGACAACACAGAGGGAUCUAAAAACUUAUCGAGUUCAGCAAAUACUCAAUUUUUUUCAAACAAUACGUCGGUACCAGAUAUAGCAAACUUAGAAUUUGGUAUUCUAUCUGAAAUGUUAAAAGAUCUAGACUCUCAAGGAGCUACACGACGAUUUUAUGAAGACGAAGGUCCAAAGUCAACCAACGAAACUGUGGCUGCCGUCAACACACCAAGUGAAAAAAAUAAUAAAGAUUCUGUAAUUGACAGCACAGAGAAGCAUUUUGAAUUUGAAUCACUAAUAAUUAAAAAUGAAGCCGACAAAGACGCUUCAAAAUUUAUAAACCUUAUAGAAGAUAACGAGAGCGAAGACGAAAUCAGUGAAAACAAUACUAGAAGAUUUAAUCCUUUCGAAGGGAAUCAGGCUGAACCACCAAUGAACACUAAUAAUACUUUGAUAACAACUCCACCGCCCGCCAAUCCAGAUCAACUAAACCCAAAUCCUGAAUUAACUUCUAAUAACCCACACAAUUUAAAUCAAGCCAAUCCACAUUUUAAUAAUGUAGUUGAGGAAAAAUCUGCAUUCAAUUAUGUGAACCCUUCCUCCGUUGACGUAUCAAGUGAGUACCACGAGAACUUACAGAAACGGCACAAAGUUUAUGACAAUUUUGAUAUAGACUUAUUUUCAACCGAUACAGAGGUUUCCCGUGAAGAUAUCGAUCGUGCCAGUCAUCCAACUAAAGGUUUUGGUAUUUCAGACAUGGUCAAAACGAAUUUGAUGUUGAUCGAUCAUCCCCGGGUUUGUUUCGCUUGUAGUAGUACAAACAACCCAUCGUGUUGGUCGCCCGAUCGACGAACCCCAGCUAAGUACUGUCGUCGGGACCACAACGCUUGCAUCACGAAAACCUUCCGCCACAGAGGUUACUCCUUCAUAGUUCGUGAUUGUGGCAAUAGUUGUCUAAACAGAGGUUUAGGGGAUCUUGGAAUACACUACUCCUCGUGUACGAUUUGCCACUCCGAUCUAUGUAAUGGGAGUUCUACUCUUAACACUUUCAAUACAAUAAUUGUGCUUUUUAUAAUAUCAUUCUUUAAAUAUGCGAUUACUUCUUCACUAAAUACCUGUAAAUCACAAAAAAACAAUGGGUGUACCUGCUGGCAAUCCAGAAAAUGGAAAGAAAAUCUUUGUACAAAGGUGUGCUCAAUGCCACACUGUCGAGGCUGGUGGCAAACACAAAACGCCAACAAGGCUAAAGGCAUCACCUGGAAUGAGGACACUUUGUUUGAAUACUUGGAGAACCCCAAGAAAUACAUCCCUGGCACCAAAAUGGUGUUCGCUGGUUUAAAGAAAGCCAACGAACGCGCGGAUCUUAUUGCGUAUCUCAAGGAGUCUACAAAACCAUACAAUAUUGCAGAUAAUUUCAAGAUAAAUCAUAUGUACAACGGUACCAAGCCAUAG
Leptosia nina is the source of this 1725-nucleotide messenger RNA. The record is from the annotation of a GenBank genome assembly. NCBI's taxonomy places the organism in Eukaryota, Metazoa, Arthropoda, Insecta, Lepidoptera, Pieridae.